CGAUGAUUUACGCUAAAUCUUGCUAUCAUUUGAGGUCAUGCCGUUCAUUCAGGUCAUUUGAGGUCAGUCCGUGAAGAAGAAGAUCCUCAAUGUGCUGUACCCAAAAACUCCGUAGCUGAUGACGAAGAUGAGAUUGUGAUAGUGGAUGAAAGCGCUCAGCAAGCAAUGCUGAUGUCACCGCCACCACCUGGGUCGGUGGCGUCCGCAGUCGUGCAUACAAUUAAUGAAGGCGAUGAAGAUUGUAUGAUGAUGGAUAUUGUCGAACUGCCAACCGGUUCCGUAUCGUACACUGUUGCUUCCACUCGCGAGAAGAAGUACAAAUGCUCUGUGUGCAAACUGGAUCGGUGCAUGUAUCUCUGCCAACAGUGCACUGUUGCAUUUGAGGAUCAGCAAAGGGCGCGCAAACAUCUUGCUCAACAUAUGAUCAAGGGACCGGCGUUUCCUUGUGAAAAGUGCAGCAGUAUAUGUCUGACGGAAGCCAACCUCCGCGAUCAUCUGAAAAAGCACGCUGAGCAAAAGUUAUCAUAUCGUUGCUUGAAAUGCACUCCUCAUCAGAUUUACUACUCUGAAGUGGCGCUAUACUACCAUUUGUAUGUGGAACAUCGUAUUCCCAUCAUAGCGUUUUGUAAGAGUUGUCUUCUUGCUUCUGCCAACAUGGACCGUAUAUUCAAGCAUACCUACACACGUGAAUGCUCUGAUAGAAGAGAGGAGCCCCGUAUGACCACUGUGCCCAUUUUGCUGCGUAGUCUUGGAUUUGCUAUAGCAUCGGAGUUGUAUUUCCAACCCAACGAUGAGGCGGCAUACAAAAAAGCAAUUGCUAACAAGGUAUGAAG
This is a messenger RNA of Cylicostephanus goldi, 833 nucleotides long. NCBI's taxonomy places the organism in Eukaryota, Metazoa, Nematoda, Chromadorea, Rhabditida, Strongylidae. The record is from the annotation of a GenBank genome assembly.